Molecule: messenger RNA, 1146 nt
Organism: Meira miltonrushii
Lineage: Eukaryota; Fungi; Basidiomycota; Exobasidiomycetes; Exobasidiales; Brachybasidiaceae
Exons: 1
Coding region: 136-1131 (331 amino acids)
Source: RefSeq, a predicted model, not a curated record
CGUUUUGUGACUGACAAAGUACUGAAAACGCCAAAUAAUCAUGACCGAGAAGAUACCUCCUUGUAUAUUAUAUAAAGGUCACGAUUCUGACUUAAUCUUUCUAACACCGUCAUCCCACCCACCUUCAACGACAUCAUGGGUGGUACGUAUUACGAUGAGGGUACGUCAAAGUACAUUGUUUCGGUCAGAGUUGCCCAGAUGACGUACUUUUUCAUGUUUCGGUUGAUUCUUUGUUCGGCAUGGCUUGGAACAAUGAUUGCCGUUGGGGUGGCAUUUGUUGCUCUGUCCAACAAAGAAACAAGAAAGUCAAAUUUGUUUCGACUACAAUGCACUUGUGUUCUUUUGACGAUCUUAUAUGAUGCAUCAGAAGUCGGUAACGUGUCAUACAGAUUAAAGACUCUCACCUUCCGUUCAAACCAAACGAUCAAUUAUGAUGCAUACACUCAUUGGACAAGCGCAGGUCACUUUGCAGAGCAUUUCAUACCAGUCUUAGCCGAUGCGGCGUUAUUGUUUAGGAUCUCAUCGUUCUUCCCUUUUCCAGUCUAUUCGAAACGUAAAAGACUCUACAUCUUUGCUCCUUUCUGGUUUUUGCUCAUUUCUCGUGCUAUCGUUAGCAUCUUGGUUGCAGCUUUCUACAGCGUUCAAUACUUCUCGGGAGUCGUUUGGGUUAAUGUUGACCCACUACCAUAUCAUAUUCCACCAAUGUACUCCUUAUCGGGAUUUAGUUAUGGUGCAACAGUUGAACUUGCAAUGGGCUCUCUUUAUUGCACGAUGGCCUCGUCAAUCUUGAUUUUCAAAGCAUAUCAAUUAGCCAAAUCACGUUUAGCGGUCAACAACAAAAAGAGAGUACAAGCUCGAAUGCGUUUCUUUGCUGAAGCUUUGUUGAUGUGUUGCAUUCCACCAAUCUUUAUCAGCAUUGCUGCGCCAAUUCAACUUCUGGCAUUUACAACGUACUCCUACUACAGAGAAAGUUUAACAUUACUCGCCAACACAAGUGUAAUCUUCAGUAUCUUGGCUACUUCAUGGUCAAGUAUUCGAGCAGAUUGGACAAAAGAUCAAACAUACGUUUCUAAUACUGGUCAAAAGUCAUCGGUCGAUGCUGAGCAAUUGCAUCAGAUGACAAUAAAUUAGGUUGGAAAGUUGGGA